AUGAGACCAAAGGUGCUAGAGAUAUCAUGGCACGAGACUCAAGCUGUCUAUUCAUGUGAUUUCCAACCUCUCCCUCCCACUCAACUUAAGAGGCUCUUAGCACCUUCUACUUCUUCCGCACAAAGUGAAGAAGACACCAUCUCAGCAGGAGGAAGUAGUUCUUCAGGACCAGUCAUAGCUGGUGGGAGACAAUAUAGAUUAGCUACUUCCGGUGGUGAUUCGAAAGUCCGGUUAUGGAUGAUUCAUCCUAAUAUCCCUUCAAUCUCAACUUCCACACAUACAGCUUUGACAGGACAGGAAAUAACACCACAUCCACCUAGAGUAGAAUAUCUAACUACCUUAUCAAAACAUACCGCUGCCGUAAACGUCGUCAGAUUCAGUCCAAAUGGUCAAACUUUAGCUUCUGCAGGUGACGAUGGAAAUGUCAUAUUAUGGGUACCGUCAGAUAGACCUGUGGUGACUUUCGGAGAGAAUCCAGAUGAAGUUCAAGAUAAAGAAUAUUGGAGAUUGCAGAAAAUGUUACAAGUGACAACGAAACAUGUGUAUGACCUAUCUUGGUCACCAGAUGGAGAAUUCUUCAUCGCUGGUUCAACCGACAAUACAGCUACUAUAUGGAAAGCAUCUACUGGUGAAUGCGUCUUUGCUCUGCGAGAACAUACUCAUAAUGUACAAGGUGUAUCUUGGGAUCCGUUGAACGAGUAUAUUGCAACUCAGAGUAGUGAUCGUUCGGUACACGUCAAUACAUUCACCAUCCGAAAUAACAUCCCUGAUGUUCAUCCUGUAUCACGGGCUAAUCGGAUGGAAAUUCGACAUUCUCGAACACCCUCGUUCCCCUCGAGCACCCGACCUAAUCUCGCUAGACGAGCCUCCACCACAUCAGAAACUGGAUCAGUGAUUACUACCACCUCUGAACAUCCCGAGUACACUCCUAAUGUACAUCACACGUCAAUCUCUGGGGCGCCCGCGACACCAAGUGCGUCAGUACCUUCAACGCCACAAGCGACCGCCAUGAAUCCACCGCCACCGUCAAAUCGACCAGGUUCGAGACGAUCUUCAUUCUCAGGAUCGCAAGCUGCUGCUUCACCAUCACUUAGUGCCGCCGCAUUUCAAGGUCGUGGACGUUCACCUUCUCCAAUACCACCUUUGCCGGCGAUCAGGGCGCCACCCGUAUCGACAUCAGCGAUCAUGCAACGUCUGUAUGGUGAAGAAGGUGUAACUCGAUUCUUCCGUCGACUCACUUUCUCGCCUGACGGAAGCUUGUUACUCACUCCAGCAGGUCAAAUUGAAGACCAAAUAUAUAAGGGGUCGCCCAUGCUCUCAACACGCUCAUUAUCGCAGGAUCCUAUGGAUCGUGAAGCUUCAUCUUCGGGACCUUCUAGAGAUCAUAAUUCCGUACCAAAGCCCAAGAACAUAGAUGCUGGUAAACCAACCGUAUAUAUCUACUCGAGAGCUAAUUUAGCCAAAGCACCAAUAGCUCACUUACCAGGACAUAAAACUGCAGCUGUGGCUAUUCGAUUUUCACCCAUCUUCUACGACUUAAGAACUGGUAUACACUCAAACCAAUACACGAGCGAACCAAAGCACAUAACUUUAGAUAAGAAUAUACCCGGACCUAUACAUGUUUCACUAUCAAUGCCACCUCCUCCUCCCCCAGCUUCAACUUCAUCGACAACAGGAAAAGAAGAAAAAGAAAGUCAAAAACCUUUAGGUAGCGUGUUCGCCUUACCUUACAGAUUGCUCUAUGCUGUUGCAUGUCAGGAUUCAGUACUGUUAUAUGAUACCCAACAAUCUGGACCCAUAGCUAUAUUCAAGGGUCUACAUUAUGCUGGGUUCACUGACAUUGCGUGGUCACCCGAUGGACAAACAUUGAUCUUGUCAUCAUCAGAUGGAUAUUGCUCAAUAGUAGUGUUUGAUUUGAACGAAUUGGGAACUGUUCAUCCUACUCAGCAACAUCAUAGACAGUUAGCUGCUAUCGCUCAAUCGCAUUCACAUUCGCAUACAACUAUGCCAACACCUUUAUCGCAUCGAGAAUCGAUUUCUUCUACCAAUGCAACACCUACACCCAUGCCUCAUUCCCCAGCAGUGAGCGUAGCUAGACAUUCACCAGCACCAACAUUGGGAAUGAACAGAAGUGACAGAGAAGGUUCAAAUGCAAGUAGUAUCAUAACGAAUUACACUCAACAAAACGUCGCCACCACAAUCGGGAAUAUCCCGCAUCCUUCAAAUACGAGUAUAGCAAGUUCAUCGGAGCAAAUAUUACCUACACCGUCAGAUGAAUUAGAUUCCUUCAAUUUCAAAAGUAUCAGGAACAGUUCUCUCACAGGAAGUGAGAGUUCAGCAAUGGGUUUGGGUCUGGGUUCGAUCGAAGAUCCUUCAACUGCUGCAGCUGCGGGUAUCGCUAAAAGACCUAAUACGUCUUCCUCAACGAGUACAGCUGAAGAAACCAAUGCUACCACUGAAAGUCAACCUAAAAAGAAAAGAAGGAUUGCAUUGACUCAUCUAGGCGAUGAGGGCCAAUGA
Molecule: messenger RNA, 2520 nt
Organism: Kwoniella shivajii
Lineage: Eukaryota; Fungi; Basidiomycota; Tremellomycetes; Tremellales; Cryptococcaceae
Exons: 8
Coding region: 1-2520 (839 amino acids)
Biological process (GO): nucleosome assembly; DNA replication-dependent chromatin assembly
Cellular component (GO): nucleus; CAF-1 complex
Molecular function (GO): protein binding
Source: RefSeq, a predicted model, not a curated record